ACCAACCGCCCUUCCUUUAAUUUUCUUCCAAACGCUUCCUCUCUCUCUCUCUAAAAAUCAAUUGAAUCUUUUGACAAAUUGGGAAUUGAAGCGGCGGGCGGCCUCAUGUUGUUGACUUCUAGAGCGGUGGUUUUGGCGACGACGGCCAUGGCGGUUUCCGGCACGGUGGUCCUCCUCGCUUGCCGGCUGCAGAUCAGGUUUAUGCCGCCGCUAUCGGAGAUCAGACAAACUCCCGGCGGCGCCGGGAAGACGCCGCCGUCUACCCAUUUUCCUCGCUCCUGCAUCUCUUCAUCAGAUAAAAAAAAGGAAAGAAGCCAAAAGAAGAGGGUGCACUUUGCAAAAGAUGUCGUGGAGCCAAGUGAAAAUAACCAAGAAUAUAGGAGGCUGCAUUGCAAUAACUUCCAAAAGUCAACAUUUGCUUCUCAUAUUUCGUGGUCAAACUCAGCAUUGAAGAAGAGUGGAAAAUCACAACAAAUCCCACCCAAUAGAAUGGCUAUUUACGCAUCUGCCCUCAAGGAAAGAGGCCUAAACCAAUUAACACAUUUCUAUUGAAAUUGUGAAAUGACUAUUUCACCCCCUCAUUUGUGCAAAGUCCCCUCAAUAAGGUUAAUAUUUUCUUCUUUUUUUUCCUCCGCCCAUCAGUAAUUCUUUUUCUUCUUGAUCUAUUUAUGUGGUUGAAAGUUGUAACCCUGAAAUGACCACAAACUUAAAUGGAGAAAAUUACUCCUAGGUACCCUUGAUUUUCGAGUAAUAAUUCUUAUGUGUCAUA
Cuscuta campestris is the source of this 769-nucleotide messenger RNA. The record is from the annotation of a GenBank genome assembly. Lineage: Eukaryota; Viridiplantae; Streptophyta; Magnoliopsida; Solanales; Convolvulaceae.